Sphaeroforma arctica JP610 is the source of this 1965-nucleotide messenger RNA. RefSeq lists its product as hypothetical. The record is from RefSeq and is a predicted model, not a curated record. The transcript has 16 exons. Gene Ontology annotation, cellular component: Cdc73/Paf1 complex. NCBI's taxonomy places the organism in Eukaryota, Ichthyosporea, Ichthyophonida. Gene Ontology annotation, molecular function: DNA binding; RNA polymerase II C-terminal domain phosphoserine binding. Bases 154 to 1890 code for a protein of 578 amino acids.
CGUUAUUAUAUGUAGUAUGUACACCGCAUCACCGCAUCACCUUUAAAUUAACAAUUCUACUUGUGGAAGCCCACUAAUAGCACUACUGUAGUGAGAUAUCAUAUUUGAGGACUGCAAGAAAGCGAUAGCGUACGCGUUCGUACCUUAGCAGACAUGUCGGGCCGACAGAAACGGCAAGUGUCAGAUACUGAUGAUAGCGGGAGUGAUAGUAGGGGUUCCGCCCCUCAGUCGAAACGGGCGAAGUCGCUGAAACAGAUAUUCUCGGAUUCAGACAGUGGCAGUGACUGGAACGAUAGUCCGUCGAGGCCUGCGGCGAACAGACGUAGUCGCAGCCGCAGCCGUAGUCACGGCCGGAGCAGAAGCGAAUCAGAUUCGAGUCUUUCAGAUAGUGAUUCCGAGCUCUCGGACGGCGGCAAUGGGAUCUACAAAGAUGAAAAGGAGAGGCAAAUGGUGGAUGCCAUGACUGAGCUGCAACGAGAAGUGUGGAUUGUGGAGAGAACAGAUGAGAACGAGAAGAAGAAGGCGCGCCAGAAAAUCGAGCGCAAAAUGCGCAAAAGUCGGCGCCAGAAGGACCGCGAGCAGCGGAGGAGAGAGGAGGGUUCAUCUAGGAGGAGUCGAUCCCCUGAAUCGGCACGUAAACAAGCUCCUAAGCCGAGGGUUAGUAGCAAACCAGAAGCAUGGACAAGUGAAGAGGAGUCGGACUCUGGAUCGGAUGAUGACCACAGACGCUCAUCCCGAGGGGAUAAGGGGAGUGCAAGGAAGCGCGACGCAUCACCCGAGCCCGAAGUUACCGUAGAGCACCUCAACAGCAUCAAACUCUCUCGGCACAAAGUCACCAAAUGGCACAACUUGCCUGAGUUUCCUGAACUGGUAGUCGGGUGUUUUGUGCGGGCGUCGAUUGGGACCGCCAAUGGCCGCAGUGUCUACCGUGCCGUAGAGGUGUUGGAUAUGACGAAGAUGAAAGGGUCCAAGUCAUAUACACUCGGAGGCCAUCCCUGCAACCAGCUCCUGACUUGUGCAUUUGGGGUGAAUAAGCGAGACUUCUACCUGAAGUACGUAUCAGAUGGACUCAUCACAGACCAAGAAUUCAGUCAACUGAAGGCGCAGUUGGAGAAGGAUGGUAAAAAGCUCCCAUCUAUGAAGACAAUUAAAGCGAAAACACAGCAAAUUGAAGAUAUGCUAAAUAAGAAAGUAACAACUGCCGACAUCGAGUACGUCCUCAAGCAGAAAAAGGAUCAGUCUAGGCACCGACUGGACAUCCAGAGAACCUAUGCGUCGGAGAAAAUCAGAAUGGAAACCGAGAAGGCCGUGGCACAGCAGGAAGGCGAUGAAAAAGAAGUAGAGCGCAUCGAUAAACUACUUGACGGCCUCGAGGCCAAAGCGAACACGGAUCGAAUGGCGUUCAAAAAUCGUAAAACAAUCGCCGCCAUGGCCCACAUUAAUGAGCGAGCACGUGUUCACAACACAUUUCAACGAGACACAAAGACACCGCUCGACAAAUCUCUCGAGGAUGGAAUGAAAUACAUGCGCGUGAAGACCCGCCCUGUCAUGCUCACAGCAAUAGAUAGAGAACGCAUUCUGGCCGAAAGAGCCGAGCGAGAUGCCAUAGCCGCCAACGGGACUGCUGAUACCGCCGAGGCACGCGCGGAAAAGGAAAGAGUAGAAAACGAAGCUGAAAGAAAGCGCCGACAAUCGUUGGAUGUGUCUGAUCUCAAAACAUUGCAUGGCUUCGACUUGGAUCUGGGCAGCCGCAUCGACGAACUCUGCGCCAAAUAUGUGUUUGUCGUCCCGGAACGUCCCGAUUCUGAUGACGAGGAUACACCGGUGGAUCGCAUUGCUUUGCGCGCCAGACGAUUGAGUGAGUUUAAGAAAAGGAAAGGACUCACGUAAGCCGUGGUCGGUGACAGCGGUGGAAAAUAGUCUCAGAUACAUGUUUGAUACCAAUAAAGUCACAUAUUUCAGUAA